AUGACGGUGGGUGUUUAUAGUACGAAAUCGAUCAUCUAUAUUCGAAAAUGGACAUUGGAUCGGCUUAUGGAUAUUGCUCUAAACGUGAUGCACACAUUCUAUGCGACGCUUUGCAUCACACCGUUUCUUCGAGCAUUGGGUAUGAAAAUUGGCCAUCGUUGUGAAGUGGCAACAGCCUUCGGAAUGGUCCAUUCGCUGGUCGAAAUUGGUGACGAAAGCUUUAUCGGUGAUUUGGUUAGUCUUGGCGCGCCUCAUAUUUUUCGUGGCCAAAUGCAUUUACGAAAGACGAUCAUCGGCAAACGCGUUUUUAUUGGCAAUUCUGCGGUGAUCAUGGAUGGCACUCAGAUACCGAAUAAAUGCUUAAUCGGGUGCAUGUCUCUUGUAGCGGAUGGAUUGAAAGAAGGACAAUCAUGUUUUGGUUCGCCUGCACGUAUUCUACCAUGUCGUGCGAAAGCGCCAGGUGGCAUUUCGGAAGAGUUGACUUAUCGUCCACGUGCGGGUCUCAUCUUUGGACGACUUUGCGUCGAUACAGUACGAAUAAUCUUGCCUCGCAUCCUCAUUGCUUUUGAAACUGGCAUUGCCGUUCAUAUUUUCAAACUGUGCAACAAGGCAAUCGAUUUCGGUCUCUCCUCUCUCACUGUACCCAUCCUGUACAUUGUUAUAUUUGCCCUACCCUCACUACUCGUUUGCAUCGGUCUCAAAUGGUUGCUGAUGGGCACAUACAAAAUCGAGCAAUAUCCCAUGUGGACCUGGUUUGUUUGGACAUCAGAAUUUGUCACAGCGAUCUACGAACAAUUGGCCGCUCCACUCGUGCUCGAAUUUCUCCGUGGGACCUUCUUUCUGGCCCCGGCCUUGCGCUGUUUCGGAGUUAAAAUCGGUCGAGGAUGUUUUAUUGACACCACUGAUAUAACCGAAUUCGAUUUGGUCCGUAUCGGUGAUUAUGCUGUGUUAAACACUAAGGUAGGUCUUCAAACCCAUCUUUUUGAAGAUCGAGUCAUGAAAGUGGCAGAAGUCUGCGUGGAAGAUGAGACGACUCUCGGAUGUGCAUCGAUCAUGCUACCAAGUACAAGAUUAGGCCGCGGAGCCAAACUGGGACCGCUGAGUUUGAUGAUCAAAGGCGAAGGCAUUCCUACUGAAACAUCGUGGCAAGGUAUACCGAUUCAGGCCGAUGGCCAUAGGUGGGGACGUAUCGAAGCGGAGGACCUAGAGAGUCCGGGCGCCCGCCCUCCUCAGACAGAAAAACAUCUGACGGUGGGUGUAGGUAAAAAGAAACAGGUGCAGCGAAAAAUUUAUUUUGCUAUGGCGGGCCCAUUCCUCAGAAAAUGGGGUCGCUGUCUCGGAAAAUUUCUGGGUAUAUGUCUGGCAGUAGCACUAAUCCGAUACAUGACUCUUGUCGAUUAUAAACAUUUUUCAUUGUCAAGAGUGAUACUUUGA
Messenger RNA from Didymodactylos carnosus, 1434 nucleotides. The record is from the annotation of a GenBank genome assembly. Lineage: Eukaryota; Metazoa; Rotifera; Eurotatoria; Philodinida; Philodinidae.